This is a messenger RNA of Haplochromis burtoni (Burton's mouthbrooder), 4263 nucleotides long. RefSeq names its product transmembrane protein 71 (gene tmem71). The transcript is spliced from 11 exons. The record is from RefSeq and is a predicted model, not a curated record. The coding region runs from base 641 to 1585 and encodes 314 amino acids. Lineage: Eukaryota; Metazoa; Chordata; Actinopteri; Cichliformes; Cichlidae.
AUGUUUCAAAUAAUGAGCCCAAAGCUCAGACUGCAAACUCAAACACACAAACCUUUUUUUAACUUGUAGACCUGCGUAAUUUCAGGGAGAGGGAAGAAUCCUCGUAUGGUCAUGUCAGGCACACAGACCCCACCGACUGUUUUUGUGAGGGGCAGCCAAUCAGAAGAAAGUUGUCUGAAAGGUUAGACGCUAAAGCAGCUGGCUUCUACACAGAGAUCUGCGUGGACAUAAAGAAAAAAAACCUGCACGAAUAUAUGUUUUAUUCAGUUUUGCGUAGUUUAAAUAUUUUUGUCUCGCUUGGUGCUUUUACUUUGAAAACCAUACGUGUUUUAAUUUGACAGCAGCGGCUGCUUCCUGCAUGUGGGCGAGGCAGAGUGACAGCUGCGAGCUGGAGACUUGUUUUUAUCCUCCUGGAGACGAAAUGUGAAGAUUUCAAAGCGAAAGUCUAGAAGAAAAAAUACGAAAAGGAAAAACGAAAAAGGUUCAGCGUCCGGAAGAAGAUUUUUCCGCACUUUCGGACAAAAAAAGGAGGAAAAGUGAUCGUCUGCUCUCAGGCUGCGUCUCUGCAGGAUGUGAGAGAAGCGCAGCAGAGAACAAAGAGCAACUUUAAAGAUCCUCGGACGCCGCUCUGCAGACAAACAUGGCUCUGUUCUUCUCUGGCGCCGUCACAAGUUCUCCAGUCAAGCGAAGGUUGAGGAACAGUCACUGUGAGAGCCUCGACGUGUCUCUACUCUCUCCCGACUCCUCCUACAUCUGCUACACCUCAGCGCACGGCAGCGAGCCCUGCUGCUGCCGCCGCUCGCCACGCCUCCUCACCAACGGAUACUAUGACGUGACCGAGGACAGCUUCUCCUGGGACGACGAGGGCAACGUGUCACUGACGCCCUGCAAAACCAGCGUCUCCUACAAGGAGAACCUGCACAGGGUUUUCCGGCGCAGGCGGCGACCUCGCAGCUCGCUGGUUCGCCUGCUGAGCGAUGUCACGGAGAGCUGCCAGUCGUGGCUCGAUGAGAAAGUCUUCAGAGGUGUUUUUGGGACGGUGAACAGCUGGAACCAGAAGCAGGAAGUUGACCAGGACCAUGACCUGGACUGGUCCAGGAGCAGCCCUGAUGGUCCGGCCUGUCUGGACGAGUCCUGGUCGCCGCUCAACAGCACUGAGCUGGAGGAGAGCCGCGCCUUCACGUACGACUCCACUGAGGUCAUGACUCCUCCCGACAAAGAAGCCCCGCCUCCAAAUCUCCUGAUCCACGAGGAGAUUUGCUCUGAGAUCUGUCAGUCAAAGGAGCGUUUCACCCAGUCGCUGGGCAGCCUCUCCGAAGUCCCGCCUCCUUCACCUUUCUACACCAACACCUGCUGCUGUCAGGCGUCACCUGAGCCCACAGGGUUCACGCUGAAGGCCCUCCUCCUUCUCGUCUUCACCGUCUUCAUCUUCACAGCUCUGUACUCGGGGUGUCUGUGGUGGAGCGCGACUGUCACGUCGACCGUCUUCAUGAUGAUCACAACAUGUAUGCUCCUGACAAAGUCGGGCCCGCUGGGCGAGUGGAGGAGGGCGAAGACGGAGGACAUCACGUCGAGAAACGAGUGAGGAAACGCGUCUGGAGAACCUGAAGGAGGAGAAGGCGAAAAGGUCGGACGGGACUCAGCAGAAACGUUAGAUUCUGACUUUUAUUUCACUUUAUGUUUGCAUGUGAGGUGCACAAAAUAAUCUGAGCUCCAGAAAACAUUUUAGAGCAAACAUUUCUCCUUUUAAAACAAAAAUCACUCCUUAAAAGAGGUUUUUGUAUUCACAACAUUUUUAAAAAUGUGUCAUCUUUACGUUGAAAUGUACACGCAGAGCAGGAGGCUGCUUCGUGCUUUUAGUCAGAUUUAAGCCAUGAAAUGUCUUCUAGCUGAAAAAAGUUGUUAUUAAAGUGUUGGAGCUCAGUGGCACAUGUUAGUAGUUUAGCAGCUUAGAAAGCUAAAAACAUUCAUAUCAACUCAAAAUGUAGCCGAUGUAUUUUAGGAGUGUCUUCUUUCUUUGGUUUGUAGUUGAUCUUGGCUUUUUUGAGCGUUCCAAAGUGACCAAACGUCAGACGUUUAAUGUCUGCAAAACAUUUUCAGGGUUAAAGGGCAAAAAAUAAAUAAAAAUAAGAGCUGUGACUUUUUAUAAAAACCAAAUGCACAAAAAUCACCUGGAGGCUAUAAAAGUGCCAUUUUCCCCUCCAGAAUAAACAGAACGAAGAGUUUUACUACAAAAUAAAAUACCCACAAACACAGUGAGUAUUUUCACAUUAAAGUUCAGCUCAGAUUUUAUUGUGAAAGCUGGAUUCCUGAAUUUCUGGUAAUUUUACUGGUACAAAAUACUUUCUUACAUCUAUAAAAUCAUCGCCAGGUUUAAUUUGCUGACAUCGAUUGAUGACAGGUCAGUGGGCGGGGCCGUAGUGUUCAGUAGAUCAUCCUGAUUGAUCACAGUCAGAUAAAUGGGAGUUUAUGAAACCAGCAGAGGCCGUUAAAGCAAACAGACCUCCAGAAGGUCCUCUCAAUUCUCCACCGGACUCUCAAACAGCUAACAAUCAUCUACUUUAAGAAUCUUCUCAGGACUGUUUUGAGCAGGGAUGUCCAACUCCAGGCCUCAAGGGCCGGUGUCCUGCAGGUUUUUCAUCUCACCGUGGGUCAACAAUCCUGAAUCAAAUGAUUAGUUCAUUAGCAGGCUUCUGGAGAACUUCAAGACAUGUUGAGGAGGUCAUUUAGCCAAUUCGAUCAGCUGUGUUGGAUCAAGGACGCAUCUAAAUCCUGCAGGACUCCGGCCCGUGAUGCCUGGAGAUCCCCACCCCGGGUUUAGAACUUCUUUAGCUGGAUGAAGAAUGUCGAGAACAAUAUUGAGGCUUCUGGGCUUUUUAUAUACCAAUAAGGUGCUUGGAUGCCUGCUCAGACCUCCACAAGAACUCCUGAAUCCUCCUGAAGCACUUUGAAUCUGCUGCCUUUCAAACCUUCCUUGGACAAGAACCACCUCAUAGCAUAGAGGCUCAUUUCCAGGAUCUGGCUUACAUCAUUAAAAUGCAUCCGUACCGGUAUUCGGCCAUUGUGCUAAAAGACACCAGCUUAGGUCCGUUGCACGGAUCCGGUCCAGAACUUAAGAUGGAUCUAGCCUGAAUCUGGGCCAAAUAUAUUUUAUCUGGGUUAUUUCCCAGUUUUAAAGAAAAUAGGUAACAGUAGUGUCCAUUAUGCAUUUGCUCAUCUCUUGGCCACUAGAAACCAUGUGAGGUUGUUACAGAAGGAAAAUUCUCACAUUUAAUUUGCAGUAAACGCUUGAAAAUUGUGUAUAUUUGAUGUUAAAGAGCUAUUUUCAGAUAGUUAUUCUCUGCAGCAUUUUGUGGUAAAACUCUUCAGCUGUUAGGUGCCUUCAAUCAGCCAGCAGUGCUCACAUGCUGAUAAUAAUAAAGGGAACCCUGAGAUGCUGUUGAAACGCACUGACAGAUAUGUUGAACAGAGACAAAAAGGUGAGAAAAGCAGAUCAAGUUCAAACAUUCUGCCUUUGAGUGGUUUCUUUCACUCCGUUUGUUUUUGUCUGAUUCUUGGGAGACUUUAAUGUGGUACAAACGUAAUCCGUACAGGUCGAAGGUUCAAAUAUGUUAUUUAUGACCUGGUUACACAAACACAUAUAAAGCUCUUAUUUUUAAAAGCAAAUUUGCCUUUAUAAGGAGCAAUAAUUCCAGAAAAUGGAAGAAACUCAACAAUAAGCUGGGAGAACGUUUGUGGAUUUGGGAGAGAUCUCUUAAAGUCAAAAUACUCGCUGUAGAAGCUUUGUAAGAAAACCAAGUACUGUAGCGCUUUACGAGAUGUUUUGUCUUAUAAAGUUUUUAAAAAUUGAAUCAUGUUUGGGCCUCAAACUACGCCAAGAGUGAAGAAGGAGGAGAUGAUCUCUGCUUUGGGUCCUCCGGCAGCACAGAUCAGCUCCUCUGGUGUGAAGCUGAAAUGUUUGAGUGAUAAAGUUUGUGGAAACUGACUAGCGGAGCAGAGAAAUGUUUAACUCUUCAUGUUCAGAUCAUUUGAAGCCUUUAGGAUAAAAAAAGAAAACAAAAAACCUCAUCAUGCUGGGUUAGGUCACAUGGGAGCUGCAUUAAUUAACAGAAGUGUGAUUCUAACGUGUACGUGAACAUCUGGGUUUUAGUUAUAACUGGAAAACUGAGACCUAAUCCUGAAAACUAUCGAGAUCAGACUAUUAUCUAGUCUGUUGGUUAAAGUAGUUAAACACCAAUUUAAGGUGUAGAUCCACACCUAGAA